AUGAAUUCUUAUGAUAGAGAAAAUAAAUUUGAAAAGAAAUAUCAAGAAUUUUUAAAGAAAGAGACAUCGAAUUGUGAAUUUAGUAAAUGGAAAAUUGAAAGCUAUAGCUUGCGAAAAGUUACUAGUUAG
This is a messenger RNA of Funneliformis mosseae, 129 nucleotides long. Lineage: Eukaryota; Fungi; Glomeromycota; Glomeromycetes; Glomerales; Glomeraceae. The record is from the annotation of a GenBank genome assembly.